Camelina sativa (false flax) is the source of this 1164-nucleotide messenger RNA. RefSeq lists its product as uncharacterized. NCBI's taxonomy places the organism in Eukaryota, Viridiplantae, Streptophyta, Magnoliopsida, Brassicales, Brassicaceae. The record is from RefSeq and is a predicted model, not a curated record.
AAAAAAAAAAAAUCUCAUAUACACCAAAACUUCUGGAUCAAGUAGCGGGAUUCGCUUCUAGAAACUCCACGUUAUGCUUCUUCUUCCAUCAUCUCUCUUCUUCUUUAACACAAAUGAGUCACAACAUUAAAAAAAAAAAAAAACACUUCCAGUCAAUUAUUUACUGAAAUUGCCAUUUCCAUGUGCCCCCAACCACUUCCUCCUAUAUAUACGGCUAAUUUACACAAUUUACAAAAAAAAAAAAAAAAAAAAAAACAAAACUCCAUUAAAGCAAACUCAAAAACCUCUCUCUCUUUCCUCUUCUUUCUCACGCUCUUUUCAUUUGUCAACUGUACAAUCCGAUUCCAAUGGAGACAUACGAUGAUUCUAGUCCUUACACGGCGUCGUUUUCACCUAGCUUCAGUACUUAUUCCGGCGAUCGACUCGCGGAGAUCGCCGAACGAGUUUGUUACAGAGAGAAAUCAGACGAAGAAUUCGAGUUUUCCAUGGCGGCGGGGACGUCUUCUCCCGACGGCGGAGGACUCGUUUUCCCUGUUUUCAACCAGAAUCUAAUCUCCGGCGAAACAUCCCCGGAGGAGAAAGCGGCCGUUAUAGUUCCGUUGAAGGAUCUCUUCCUCCGUGAACGCAGCAACGAGCAACCACCGCAGCAAGAAACGUAUUCAUCCUCUUCCUCCGACGUCGAAGAAGAUGAAGACGAGUUCGACGAGAUCCCAAGAGAGAUCUAUUGUCCGUGGACACCAGCGAGAUCCACCGCGGAGAUGUCACCAAGCGGAGGAUGCAGAAAAAGCAAAUCUACAGGCUCUUCUUCUACAUCGUCAUGGUCAACGAAACGGUGGCGUUUGAGAGACCUUCUCAAGAGAAGUAAAAGCGAUGGUAAACAGUCGCUUAAAUUCUUGAAUCCAGUAGAGGACGAAUCUACGAAGAGGAAGAAGGAGAAGGUAGUUACGGUAUCAUCAGCACAUGAGAAGUUUUAUCUGAGGAAUAAAGCGAUGAAAGAAGAAGACAAGAGAAAAUCAUAUUUGCCGUACAAGCAAGAUCUUGUUGGACUUUUCUCUAACAUUAAUCAUCGUUACGGCAAAGCUUUCCCACCGUUCUGAUCUUUUUUUACUUUUGGAUCUUUCCGGAGAUCAAACUAGUGUUUUUUUUUUUUUUUUGUCUUUUACA